Messenger RNA from Paramecium tetraurelia, 705 nucleotides. RefSeq lists its product as uncharacterized. The record is from RefSeq and is a predicted model, not a curated record. Lineage: Eukaryota; Ciliophora; Oligohymenophorea; Peniculida; Parameciidae. The transcript has 2 exons.
AUGCAAAAAUCUUAACUGAUUAGAGUAUUGAGUGAUUCUAACAAAUCCCCAAAUCCUUUUUCGAUGUUUAGACAAUUAAGUCAAGAGACCCCAACAAAUCAAGGAAAUAGUUAAUCUAUGACAACCGAUAGAGAAAUAGCCCGUUUGACUAGAUUAGUUGGUUCAUUAAAAAAAGAAAAUGAAUCAUUAUAAAUACAAAUUAAACAUCUUGAAUAGAUGGAUUACAAAGGAAUUAUUUAGACUUUAGAAUAAAAAAAUAAAUAGUUAGAAUCACAAGUAGAAACUUUUAAAAAAUUACCCAUUGAAAAGAUCGAAACCUUAAUUGAUGACAAUGAAAGAUUAACUAGUAUUGUUGAAACUUAAUCGACCAAAAUUAAAUCACUUUUGACUUAAAUUGAUGAUUUGAAAGACUCAUCAUUUUAAAAUGAAGGGAAAAAUGAAAUCAUCAUAUCCAUGAUAUAAGAACUCGAAAAUUAGAAACUGUAUGUCUAAGAUGAACACAAGAAGUACCAGAUUUUGAAUAAGGAAAAACAAACACUUUACAUUGAGUUACAAAUGGCGAAACAAUAGAUUAAAGAACUAAAUCAAACUAUAGAAAAAAUAAAGAUGAUAAAUUUGGAAAGCAGUGAACCCAGUGACUUACUUCAUUAGGAUUAUCUUAAAAGCAAUGAGACAGUAUAAACUUUCUUAAAAAAUUAAUAUUGA